Oxyura jamaicensis (ruddy duck) is the source of this 640-nucleotide messenger RNA. Its product is annotated as 3-hydroxyacyl-CoA dehydrogenase type-2-like. The record is from RefSeq and is a predicted model, not a curated record. Gene Ontology annotation, molecular function: estradiol 17-beta-dehydrogenase [NAD(P)+] activity. The annotation marks the transcript as partial. NCBI's taxonomy places the organism in Eukaryota, Metazoa, Chordata, Aves, Anseriformes, Anatidae. Gene Ontology annotation, cellular component: mitochondrion. The transcript has 3 exons. Gene Ontology annotation, biological process: androgen metabolic process; estrogen metabolic process; fatty acid metabolic process.
CGGCUCCUUCGCUCGGCCCCAUUCGGCUCCGUUCGUUCCCCAUUCGGCUCCGUUCGUUCCCCUUCGGCUCCGUUCGGCUCCUCCACUCGGCUCCGUUCGGCUCCGCUCGGCUCCGGUCGUUCCCCUUCGGCUCCAUUCGGCUCCUCCACUCGGCUCCGCUCGGCUCCCUUCGGCUCCGUUCGUUCCCUUUCGGCUCCCUUCGGCUCCCCUCGCGCCCCUUUGGCCUUGACCCCACGAUGGCGGCGCUGCGCAGCGUGAAGGGCCUGGUGGCGCUGGUGACCGGCGGCUCUUCGGGCUUGGGCCGAGCCACGGCGGAGCGCCUGGUGCAGCAAGGGGCCCGCGUCGUCCUCCUCGACCUCCCCAGCUCGCAGGGGGCCAAGCUGGCGGCGGAGCUGGGGGACGGCUGCGCCUUCGCCCCCGCCGACGUGACGUCGGCCAAGGAGGUGGAAGCGGCGCUGGAGGUGGUUAAGAAGACGUUCGGGAGGUUGGAGCUGGCGGUGAACUGCGCCGGGGUGGGCAUCGCCAUGAAGACCUACAACGCCAAGAAGGACAAGGUGCACGAGCUGGAGGACUUCCAGCGCGUCGUCAACGUGAGUGCGGCGCCGGUCAGCGGGGUGCUGGCGAAAGGGGUGGUUGUGGG